AUGCAGGCCCUUGGGAACGAAGAUUUCGAGCCGACGGUAUCUCUCUCCCGUCACAAGAAAGAGUUCGGAGAGUUUGGGGGUGUGAAUGCCUCAAUCGAGAGCAGCACCACCUUCACAGUGCUCCAUGCAGGCGACAUGCCGCAAAUUUUCGAAGGCACGCUGAAUCCAGAGAAAGGGGCCUGCUACCUGUACGGGAGAAGCUUCAACCCAACAGUGCGCUACCUUGGUCGUCAGCUGGCUGCCUUGGAGGGCACCGAGGCGGGCUAUGCCGUCAGUUCAGGCUUGGCUGCCAUCAGUGCCACUUUCCUGCAGCUCUGCAACAGCGGGGACCACAUCGUGGCUUCAUCCGCUGUGUACGGCGGUACUUUUGCUCUGCUCAAGUCCUUCCUGCCAGCAAAGUGCGACAUUAGCACCACCUUUGUGGACAUCGCUGACCUAGAUGCUGUCAAGGCAUCCAUCACAGACAAGACAAAGGUGAUAUUUGCCGAAGCAAUCUCCAAUCCCACUCUGGUCAUUGCGGACCUGCCAGCCUUGGCCGACAUUGCACAUGCAAGGGGCCUCACGUUCGUGGUAGACAAUACGUUCAGCCCUAUGAUCAUCUCCCCGGCAAAGUGGGGCGCUGACGUGGUCGUGCACUCCAUGACCAAAUUCAUCUCCGGAGCUUCCGACAUCAUUGCAGGAGCCAUCUGCGGUCGAGCUGACUUCAUUCGUUCACUGAUGGACCUUCACCUUGGGCCCAUCAUGUUGCUUGGACCCACAAUUGACCCAAAAAUUGCUUCAGAACUCAGCCUUCGCAUUCCUCAUCUAGGCAUCCGCAUGGCGGAGCAUUCUCGCAGGGCCAUGGCUUAUGCUGAGCGCUUGCAGCUGGAGGGUGCCAUGGUCCAGUACCCGGGCCUGCCCAGGCACGAGCAACACCACAUCAUGGAGAAGCUGCGCAACAAGGAGUACGGCUACGGCGGCAUUCUGACGCUGGACCUGGGCAGUCAGAAGGCGGCGGAGCAAUUCAUGGAGAGGGCUCAGAACAAGCAUGCGUUUGGGCUGCUGGCGGUCAGCCUGGGCUACUUUGAGACGCUGCUCUCCAUGUCAGGCUCCACCACCUCCUCCGAGCUCACUGAGGCCGAGCAGAAGGCCGCCGGCAUUCCCAUGGGCAUGGUGCGCAUGUCGGUGGGGCUGACUGGGUCGCUGGAUCAGCGGCUGGGGCAGCUGAUGGAGAGCUACACCGCCGUCUGCGGCCAGAAGCAUCUCCCCUACCGCGCUGCCGAGGUGCGCCCCGACCCUUUCCCCAGCAGCUGA
Coccomyxa subellipsoidea C-169 is the source of this 1293-nucleotide messenger RNA. RefSeq names its product cystathionine gamma-synthase. Gene Ontology annotation, cellular component: cytoplasm. Gene Ontology annotation, biological process: transsulfuration. NCBI's taxonomy places the organism in Eukaryota, Viridiplantae, Chlorophyta, Trebouxiophyceae, Coccomyxaceae. The record is from RefSeq and is a predicted model, not a curated record. The transcript has 11 exons. Bases 1 to 1293 code for a protein of 430 amino acids. Gene Ontology annotation, molecular function: pyridoxal phosphate binding; carbon-sulfur lyase activity.